AGAUGGAGCAGUCCCCUGCAAUGCGUUCUGACUACUUGGUCUCAGGGAUUCGAACUCCCCCAGUGAGGAGGAACAGCAAACUGGCGACACUGGGCAGGAUCUUCAAACCAUGGAAGUGGAGGAAAAAGAAAAAUGAGAAGCUAAAGCAGACAUCUGCAGUGCUGGAGAAAAAGAUGACAGCACGACAAGGUCGGGAUGAACUCAUUAAGAAAGGCCUUCUGGAGAUGAUGGAACAAGAUACCGAAGGGAAAGCCUGCACUGGUGACGAUGCCACGAGAGCAAUGCAGAGUGACCCUCCAGCUCCUGUGUGCCAGGCACUUGCCUCAGAAGAGGUUCAGCAAGAGACUUCAAUAGCAGCCACAACAAAUGUGACCUUGCUUGGCGAGGAGCUGCAUUUGGGUGAGCUGAAAGAAGAUGCAGCCAAGAAACCUUCAGCACCCACUGAAGAAUUAGAAGAUGCCAGCCUGUCAGCAUCUGAAGACAGUCCACAAGCCUUACUUGCAUCUGAAUCCAUGGAUUCCCCUCAGAAACAGACAGAACGAAACCCAGCACAGCUUCCCAGCCCUCCGCUGCUCCCAGCUCCACCACCUAAGGCCAUCUCCAAAAUCACAAAAACUGUAACAGCAGGAAGCGAAAUAGAUGACCCAGCCAUGAAAUCUCCUCCUUCCACCAUCCUGAAGAACUAUGUCAUUGUUGGUUCCUCCCAAAUCUCAGGACAAGCUGCCCUCUUCCAUCCUUCUGGCCAGAAAAGUUCAGAUCCCCAUGUCAGAGGACAGGUAACAACGCCAACUGGUUCCCCUCACCUGGCUGCCAUCCACUUGCCUUUACCUCCCAGCAGAGUCAUUGAAGAACUCCACAGGGCUCUGGCCACCAAACACCGGCAGGACAGCUUCCACGGAAGAGAAAGCAAAGGCUCUCCAAAAAAAAGAGUGGAUGUCCGUCCAUCCAGAACAUCUAGCAUAGAGCGCAACAAAGAAAAGGAGAACUCGCUGACCUACAGCAGUGACUCAGAAAAUAAGCGGAACUCGGUUAAAGAGUCAGAUGAGAACAAAGAAAACAUGAUAAUUAACUCAGAGCUCAAGGAAGACUCUGUUUUUUAUCAGGAUGAGGAAGUUUUGAAUGACUCCAUUAUUUCUGGUACUUUGCCAAGAAAAUGCAAGAAAGAAUUGCUGGCAGUAAAACUACGAAACAGACCAAGUAAGCAGGAGCUGGAAGACAGGAAUAUUUUUCCAAGGAGAACAGAUGAGGAAAGACAGGAAAUCCGGCAGCAAAUUGAAAUGAAACUCUCAAAGCGACUCAGCCAAAGACCUGCUGUUGAGGAGCUAGAAAGAAGAAAUAUACUUAAACAACGAAAUGAUCAAACAGAACAGGAAGAAAGAAGGGAAAUCAAACAGAGACUGACAAGAAAGCUUAACCAGAGACCUACAGUUGAUGAACUAAGAGACAGAAAAAUUCUGAUUCGAUUCAGUGAUUACGUGGAAGUGGCGAAAGCACAGGACUACGACAGGCGAGCAGAUAAACCAUGGACAAGACUGUCAGCAGCAGAUAAGGCAGCAAUACGGAAAGAGCUAAAUGAAUACAAAAGUAAUGAAAUGGAGGUACAUGCAUCAAGCAAGCAUUUGACAAGGUCAGUUUUCCAGCUGCUAAGAACAAUCUGCUUGAGUCCUGACUGCUAA
Messenger RNA from Chaetura pelagica (chimney swift), 1676 nucleotides. It is a transcript of the gene PHACTR3, whose product is annotated as phosphatase and actin regulator 3. Bases 3 to 1676 code for a protein of 557 amino acids. The transcript has 11 exons. Gene Ontology annotation, biological process: actin cytoskeleton organization. NCBI's taxonomy places the organism in Eukaryota, Metazoa, Chordata, Aves, Apodiformes, Apodidae. The record is from RefSeq and is a predicted model, not a curated record. Gene Ontology annotation, molecular function: actin binding.